GUCAAAAUCGUGCGUCAGUUAGACGUGCGGUUUGGCACCGAGAUAGAUGUUUUAAGUGUCCCAACGUUGUCUAGUAAUUUUUAGUUAAACACGAAAACAUGAAAGAAAAUUUCCACAAUGACUCGUCACCACUAGAUGACAUACUGAUCCCUUUUUAUAGUUGUUUAAGUAGUGAUAACGAAAUCACCAAAUAUACCAGUUUUAACUGCGAUGAUAAUUCGAACAAAAGCUAUCAGAACAGCCUUGAUGAACAUUUUGACAGUUUUUUAAACAAUGAAUUUUGUUCGGAGCAUGUUACCAACGAUAAAUAUAGCGAGAGUAAUUGCUACUCUGUGUUGGGAGUAGACCUAAUUUUAUCCGGCAACGGUAACGAAGACAGCAUCAGCAACAGCAAUCAGAGCAGCGGCAGCAGCAGCGUAGAAACCGUCGUCAGUUUAGAUUCGUGGAUACUAGAAGCCGUAGAUAACAUAGUUUGCAAGGAUUUGUUAACCGACAGUUGCUUUGAUUCUUUAACCCUUGACAACAUUCAAGACACUAGUACAAACUUGCAGUCAAACGACUUGCCUGAAAUUCUGAACAUAUUUCCACACAUCACCGAAGAAAAAAAUAUCAAGCGAAGAUCUCUUCUUUAUGAACGUAGUAUUAAAGUAGAAAAGACACAAAACGAGGAUCUCGUUUACUACAACAAGCAAAGGAGAACGCACUUCACUUUGUCGUCCGAAAAGUACGUUUACAGAAAAACCGAAGACGACAGAUGUUUUCCGUGUUCUGUUGAUAAUUGUGACAAGGUUUAUUCAAAAUCAUCACAUCUUAAAGCUCAUCUUAAAAGACAUUCUGGUGAGAAGCCUUUCGUGUGUAACUGGGAAAGUUGUACUUGGAAGUUUUCGAGAUCCGAUGAGUUGGCCAGACAUAGAAGAUCUCAUUUGGGAAUUAAACCGUAUAAGUGCGAAUUGUGUGAAAGGGCAUUUGCGAGGUCUGAUCAUCUUGCUAAGCAUCACAAAGUUCACAAGAAAAAGAUGGCACAGUAUGGAAGUUACCAGAUCAAGAGGCGCGUUAGGUUUAAUUGACUUUACCAUACUUAUAUUUGACUGAAAUACAAAAAAAUUAAUAAAACUACAAUUGCUUCCAUUUAAUACUUUUUUAAUAAAUUUAAAAUGUUGAUUAGCUUAUUGCAGUAAAUAAAUUAAU
Zophobas morio is the source of this 1188-nucleotide messenger RNA. RefSeq names its product Kruppel-like factor 1. Bases 99 to 1067 code for a protein of 322 amino acids. NCBI's taxonomy places the organism in Eukaryota, Metazoa, Arthropoda, Insecta, Coleoptera, Tenebrionidae. The record is from RefSeq and is a predicted model, not a curated record. Gene Ontology annotation, molecular function: RNA polymerase II cis-regulatory region sequence-specific DNA binding; DNA-binding transcription factor activity, RNA polymerase II-specific. Gene Ontology annotation, biological process: regulation of transcription by RNA polymerase II. The transcript is spliced from 3 exons.